Messenger RNA from Brassica oleracea var. oleracea, 1752 nucleotides. Its product is annotated as protein BREVIS RADIX-like. The record is from RefSeq and is a predicted model, not a curated record. Lineage: Eukaryota; Viridiplantae; Streptophyta; Magnoliopsida; Brassicales; Brassicaceae. The transcript has 7 exons. Bases 461 to 1486 code for a protein of 341 amino acids.
ACUCCAAGACAAAUAAACGUCGGAGCUCCGUUUUAGUUACCCGACAACCCGAAACCUCUCCCUCUUUAUUUUUCUUUGGGUUUUUGAAAUUAGUUUCGGCCGUUGUCAUUUUUAAUCUGCUUCUCUUCGGGUAGAAAAUAAUCUGUUAGAGAUUUCUGGGGAUUUUAUUUUUGCUUUGGAUAUUUUUAAGCACUGAGUUUUAUAGCUUCUUGAGCGAGAGCGAGAGAGAGUAGGAGCUUUUGUGUCAGAAUCAGAUUCGAUAUCGCACGAAGAAGACGACGACAUUUUCAGGUCAGUACGAGUUUCGUUGCUUAGACACAGAAGACAGAACGAACCCUGCCCGGCGACGGAGGUAGACUCAACCUUAAAAGCAGAGCUGCUAGCAAUAAUCUUAAAUCAGAUUCGCAGUUAAUUAAAACAAAAGGGCUGAAAAGGCAAGAGAACACAAAAAGAGGCAAAGAUGUUCACUUGCAUAACUUGUACCAAAGCAGACGGAGGUGAGGAAGCCGGAACGCGUGGAAGCACCACUCCCAAUACUAAAGAAGCCGUCAAAAGCCUAACCACACAGAUUAAAGAUAUGGCUAUGAAAUUCUCUGGUGCUUAUAAACAAUGUAAGCCAUGCACUGGUUCCUCUACCAGCCCCAUGAAGAAAGUACAUAGACCGUUCCCAGAUUAUGACAAUUCCUCUGAAGGUGUUCCGUACCCUUACAUGGGUGGAAGCGCUGGUUCUACACCUGCUUGGGACUUUACAAACUCCUCUCAUUAUCCAGCUGGACGGCCAGAGCCAAAAUUCACAUCAAUCUAUGGAAACGAUCGGGAAUCUAUCUCUGCUCAGUCUUGUGAUGUGGUACUAGAUGAUGAAGGGCCUAAAGAGUGGAUGGCUCAAGUAGAACCGGGUGUCCAUAUCACAUUCGCCUCGCUUCCCAGUGGAGGCAAUGAUCUGAAACGUAUCCGCUUCAGCCGGGAGAUGUUCGACAAGUGGCAAGCUCAACGGUGGUGGGGUGAGAAUUAUGAAAAAAUUGUUGAGCUUUACAAUGUACAGAAAUUUAACCGCCAAGCUCUUCAGACGCCUGCUAGAUCCGAGGAUCAGUCACAGAGAGAUUCAACUUACUCGAAGAUGGAAUCAGCGAGAGAAAGCAAAGAUUGGACUCCAAGACACAACUUCAGACCUCCAGGAGUUAAUGUCCCGCAUCACUUCUAUGGUGGCUCUAGCAACUAUGGUCAUCAUCAUGGAGGACCUCCAAUGGAUGCAGCUCGAACCACCACUUCUUCAAGAGACGAACCACCGUCAAUGAGCAACGCAAGUGAAAUGCAGGCUGAGUGGAUCGAAGAGGACGAGCCAGGCGUUUACAUUACCAUCAGACAGUUAGUAGAUGGUACUAGAGAGCUACGUCGGGUCAGAUUCAGCCGGGAACGUUUUGGGGAAGUGCAUGCAAAGACAUGGUGGGAGCAGAACAGAGAGAGAAUACAAAGCCAAUACCUCUAGUAACAGAGAAAUACGAGUGUCUUCCAAAUCAUUAUUUAAUUAACCUUCUCCACAUAAUAACACAUCUAUAUACAUUUUGCUUAUCUUGUUUUCUUCUUAGUUCAAGAUCUAUGCAUAAUUUAUGUAUAAGUAGUCGACGAUUAAGCUGAUUACAUAUAUAGACAUCAUCAACCGCUAGAACCUAAAAAGGGAAAUUGUAAAUAUCUAUACAGAGCUAAGUGUGCUUUGAAAUUUUUUGGUAACCAAAAUGAGUCCUAAACACUUCA